AAUAUCAUCUCUAUGACUCUAUCCAAAGCUCUCAAGAAACAUAAAUGGUGGUGGCGGGCAAAUUCACUCUGCCCAACAGCGCUUCUUCUUAGCUCCAAUCAUUUUCUUUAGAAAGCUGAGAGAACUCUUAUCCUCCCUUCCUAUAUUGCUCAAUCCAAUUGAGGUCAAUGUUGCAUGCAGUAUAUGCCCCCAAAAGUUGCUGUAUAUCGCAUUCAAGAAUCCCUUGUUAUCAAAAGCCUUUAGCUCCUGUAAGGCUUAGAGUAUUAGCUUCACUUCCAGAGCCUAAUGGGGUUAAAGUUGAGUUCACUCCUUGGUUGAUUGUCGGAUUGGGAAAUCCCGGAAACAAGUAUCAUGGGACUCGCCACAAUGUUGGUUUCGAGAUGAUUGAUAGAGUUUCUCAAGAGGAGGGCAUAGUGUUAAACACAAUACAGUCGAAGGCCUUGAUAGGGAUAGGUUCCAUUGGGGAGGUACCUGUUGUAUUGGCAAAGCCUCAGGCCUACAUGAAUUUCAGUGGAGAAUCAGUUGGACCGCUUGCAGCAUAUUAUCAGGUGCCGUUGCGCCACAUCCUUCUGGUUUACGACGAGAUGAGCUUACCCAAUGGUAUUUUGAGACUCCAGCCUAAAGGAGGACAUGGCCAUCAUAAUGGGGUGAAAAGUGUGAUGGAGCAUUUGAAUGGUCGCCGGGACUUUCCACGAUUUUGCAUAGGCAUUGGGAAUCCACCUGGGACUAUGGACAUGAAGGCAUAUCUUUUACAAAAAUUCAGUGAUACAGAGCGGAAACAGGUGGAUGCAGCACUUGAUCAGGGAGUUGCGGCUAUGAGGACGGUAGUAUUGGAAGGAUUUGGCAGUAGAAUCUCGCGAUUUAAUAUAGGUCAGAAAUACAAGUAUCACAAAGUUUGAUGUAAUGAAUCUAGAGAAUGUAUGUAUGGAAGAACACAAUAGUUGUAAUAACUUAAAUCUAGCUAGUUGAACGUUUCACUGGGGUCUACUUAGAAAGGUUUUGGACUCA
This is a messenger RNA of Solanum tuberosum (potato), 1008 nucleotides long. RefSeq names its product chloroplastic group IIB intron splicing facilitator CRS2-B, chloroplastic. The record is from RefSeq and is a predicted model, not a curated record. The coding region runs from base 168 to 899 and encodes 243 amino acids. Lineage: Eukaryota; Viridiplantae; Streptophyta; Magnoliopsida; Solanales; Solanaceae. The transcript has 9 exons. Gene Ontology annotation, molecular function: peptidyl-tRNA hydrolase activity.